Messenger RNA from Hansenula anomala, 1827 nucleotides. It is a transcript of the gene TOM70, whose product is annotated as protein channel TOM70. The transcript has a single exon. Gene Ontology annotation, molecular function: protein binding. Gene Ontology annotation, cellular component: mitochondrial outer membrane. The record is from RefSeq and is a predicted model, not a curated record. NCBI's taxonomy places the organism in Eukaryota, Fungi, Ascomycota, Saccharomycetes, Phaffomycetales, Wickerhamomycetaceae. The coding region runs from base 1 to 1827 and encodes 608 amino acids.
AUGUCAGAUUCAAGUAACUUGGGCUCGUUCGUCGCCAAGCACAAGGUCGCCAUCCUGGCCACGUUGGGGGUCACCGUCACCGCUGCCUCCACCUAUUACUACCUCCAAGCUCAACAAUCAUCAGCAACAUCUAAACCAAGUGCUGAUUCUCCAUCCAAAAAAUCCAAAAAGAAGAAAUCAAAGAAGAAGCAUAGUGCUGAUGCUAAUGAGAAAUCACCUGCUGCUGCUACUGAUGCUCCUACUGAAAAAGCUUACCCAAUUGAUUCAAAUGGUGAUCCUUCUUUAACUCAAGAAUUGAUCAAUUCAUUAUCUGAAGAUGACAAGAAUAAAAUUGGUUUAGCCUUGAAAGAAGAUGGUAAUGAUUUUUUCAAAAAUAAAAAUUUCGAAAAAGCUAUCAAAUUUUACACUGAAGCCUUGAAAUUAAGUCAAGAUCCUGUUUAUUAUUCAAAUAGAUCUGCUUGUUAUGUUGGAUUGGAAGAUUAUGAAAAAGUUGUUGAAGAUACUACAUCUGCUUUGAAAUUAAAACCUGAUUAUACUAAAUGUUUAUUAAGAAGAUCAAAUGCUUAUGAACAAUUGGGUAAUUAUGAAGAAUCAAUGUAUGAUUUAACUGCUUUAACUUUAUUUGGAGGUUUCAAUAAUAAAUCAAUUGAAGCAAUCUUGGAUAGAGUUUUGAAAAAACAUUCAAGUCAAAUUGUGGAGAAAAACUUAUCAAAACAUCAAAAUGAAUUGCCUUCUGCUUCUUCAAUUAGUUCUUUCUUUGGUGCUUUUGAAACAGAAUGGGAUAGUAUUGAAGGCUUGAAAAAAGAUGAGGAAAAUACUGCUGAUUAUUAUUUGUAUCAAGGUUUAAAACAAUUGGAUGAAAGAAAUUAUGAAUCUUUUGAAAAAGCUGAUUCUUAUUUCACUCAAGCUGUGGCAAAUUAUGAAUUGACUUACAAAAUUGAUGAGUCAAUUAAAGAAAAAUAUGCAAUUGCAUUAGAAUAUUCAGGUGCUUUUAAAUUUUUGAAAAAUGAUCCAUUAAAUGCAUUAACUGAUUUCCAGAAAGCUUUGAAACUAUACCCAAGAUCAAGAACUUAUGUCUUUAAUGCUUUGAUUUCUGCUGAUAAACAAGAUUUUGAAUCUGCAAAUAAGUUUUUCGAUGAAGCUUUGAAAUUAAAUCCAGAUUCUGCUGAAGUUUAUUAUCAUAAAGGUCAAUUAUAUUAUCUAACUGCUGAAUUAACAAAAGCAAGAGAAGCUUUUGAAAAAGCUAAAGUUUUAAACCCAGAAAAUGUUUACUCUUAUAUUCAAUUAGCUUGUAUCUCUUAUAGAGAAGGUUCUUCAAAAUUUGAUGAAGAAUUUGCAAAUGCAAAGAAAAAAUUCCCAACUAAUCCAGAUUUACCAAAUUAUUAUGGUGAAAUUUUAGCUGAUAAAGGUGAUUUAGUUAAUGCUAUAAAACAAUUUGAAAUUUCUUUCAAAUUACAAGAUGCUUUACCAAAUAUUACUAUUGGAGUUUUACCUUUAGUUAAUAAAGCUGCAAUCUUGGCAAAACAACCAACUGAAGAAAAUAUUAAAGAAUCUAUUGAAUUAUUAGAAAAAGCUGUUAAAUUAGAUCCAAAGAAUGAAUUAUCCAAAAUCACAUUGGCUCAAUUAAAAUUACAAUCAAAUGAAAUUGAAGAUGCUAUUAAAUUAUUUGAAGAAGCUAGUUAUUUAACAAGAACUUAUGAAGAAAAAUUACAAGCAACUUCAUUUGCUGAAGCUUCAAAAAUUCAAUUAAGAAUGAAGAAUGAUCCAAUCUUGAGUAAAAAAUUAAAAGAAAUUAUUGAAAGAUAUGGUGCUGAAGGUUUAGCAUGA